AUGAUGGCAACUCUGCUACUGGUGUUCCUCCUACUAGACUGUUCAGGAACUCAGGAAAUCCUUACAGUCACUAAGAUAUUUGUUCAAAAACAACAAACUAUCAUAAUCCCUUGCUUAUAUGAUCACAAAUUUGUCAGUUAUUCAAAAUACUUGAGUUCAGGAAUGAUUUGGGCCUUGAGUAGACAUGUAAUAGACAAGAGAAUAUCUAUUUUGGAUAAACAAACAGAAAACUUUUUCAUGGUGACCCUGAGGAAUGUUAUGAUGGCCGACACUGGCAAAUACUGGUGUGGUAUUGAAAUGUAUGGAUAUGAUCCUGGGAAAUCUUUUUAUUUGGAGGUUGUUGAAGAUAACACAAGGCUUCCUGUCUCUAAUCAAACAUUGGAAGGCUAUGAGGGGGGAAAUAUUACCAUCCACUGUCACAGGGCUACAAAAUGGUGUAAGAUUGGGGGAUCAUGUGUGGAAGGAAAUAGAGGAACCAUAGAUAAAACUAUAGUAAAUAUCAGUGGUGAUAAGGAAGUCCUGAAUGUGACCUUGGAUGGACUGCAAAUAAAGGACAGUGGGUGGUACUUCUGCUCGGAUGGGGAAAUACAGAUGCCUUUUCAUAUUACUGUGAGGAAGGCCUCAUACAACAAUGUCACCUCUGAUACAGAGCUCGUUCAGGAAAAGCCCAUGGAACUUCCGAAGAACUUCCCAUGGCUCCUUCCUAUCAUUUUGGGAGUGGUACUGAUCAUAAUAGUCUGCGGAGUUGUGUUAUUGAUCUAUUUAACAAAAAAAAAACAAAGAGCUGCAGCUUCUAAUUUGAAUGAAACUAUGACCAAGGAACAACUUUCCCAAGGAAAGAAACAUGAGGUUGAAUGUGAAGGGCCCUAUGAAUUUAUGGCUGGGACUGAACAAAGCAUUGAGCCAACUGCAAUGGAUAAUAAAAACAUUUAUGAAUCUAUGGCCAAAAAGUGAAAUUGUGAGAUGAAUGUGUUUGCUAUAUUUAUAAGGGAUAAUACACAAUAAAUCGACAGGGUGAUCAGGACCCCUACUAAACACAUUAUAAUAUAUCCUGCUUAUUACAUGGCUACUAACCAAAUAAAUAAAUAGAUGGACAUAAAAUAUUUAUUUGCAUUUAAAUUAUGUAAUUUGAGAAAAUAGAAAUCGCCAAACAGCUAAAAUCCACCUCCAGUUUGUGUCAGAGUUCUGGUGGCGGUGUUUAUUUUGUAAAAAAAGACCAUCUAACUCUUCAUUAUUCCACCUAUUAGAAGACUACUUUUCAAAUAUGUAAAUAGAUGGACAUAAACAAUUUAUUUGCUUUGAAAUUGUGUAAUUACUGUAUGUUUAAAGAAUUAAAUCAUUGAACAGCUGAUAUCCACCUCACGUUUGUGUCAGAUUUUUGUUGGUGUUUAUUUAGUAAUUAAUAAUGACGUCUGACUGCUCAUGUUGCAUCUUAUUACAAGACUACUUGCCUACAUAAAUAAAUAUAUAUGAAUGCAAAUUAAACAUUGAUUUGAAUUAAAAUUAUUUUAUUAGCUUACUUAUCACAAAGAGAUCAGAGUAGUAGGAAAGAUGCCUUGCAAUACCCAGACGAGCAGUCUGAUAUGAGGAUGUGCUGUUGUUACAGAGAAAUAUCAAACUUCUAUAUGCCGCCACUGACCUAUCAGAAUCAGAGAGUUUCUGAGAGUUGUGUAAAACUACAUGCAUGUUGCUCAAAAUCUUGUAUGUUGCUCAAAAUAAUAAUACUAAUAAAUUGGAAUUG
Messenger RNA from Xyrauchen texanus (razorback sucker), 1741 nucleotides. RefSeq lists its product as uncharacterized. The coding region runs from base 1 to 954 and encodes 317 amino acids. NCBI's taxonomy places the organism in Eukaryota, Metazoa, Chordata, Actinopteri, Cypriniformes, Catostomidae. The transcript has 7 exons. The record is from RefSeq and is a predicted model, not a curated record.